UGUAAAAUAAGUAAAACCGCCGAAGAGGAUUAUUUCCGUUAUUUCUCUCUGCUUUCGCGUUAUAUUCUCUCAGUUUUUGAUUGUAAAAAAAAUGGAACAAAUUAAAAAUUACGAAGCUCAACUUGAUAGAGAAUUAUCUAAAUAUCCACUAAUUGUAAAAUUAGAAAAAGAAUGUAACGUUCCUAAGACUUAUUUGGUUGCAGGAAGUGUGGCGUUACUAUCUCUUAUGAUGCUUUUUAACGUUUGGGGAAAACUUCUCAGUAAUUUAGUUGCUUGGGGAUAUCCUGCUUAUGCUUCUUUCAAAGCCAUUGAGACCACGAAAACCGAUGAUGAUACUCAGUGGUUAACUUACUGGACUGUAUUGGGAUUUUUUCAUAUUAUUGAAUUUUUUUCGGAUAUUAUCUUACAUUGGGUUCCAUUCUACUUUUUACUUAAAGUGGUAUUUUUCCUUUGGUUAUUUUUACCACAAACUAAAGGAGCACAAAGAUUAUAUAUUGGAUUCCUAAGACCAACACUUUUGAAUUACGAAAAAGAUGUUGAUUCAGGAUUAAAUAAACUUAAAUCUAAAGUUAUUUAUUUUUAAGUUAUAUUU
Messenger RNA from Rhizophagus irregularis DAOM 181602=DAOM 197198, 592 nucleotides. RefSeq lists its product as uncharacterized. The record is from RefSeq and is a predicted model, not a curated record. NCBI's taxonomy places the organism in Eukaryota, Fungi, Glomeromycota, Glomeromycetes, Glomerales, Glomeraceae.